Achroia grisella is the source of this 1205-nucleotide messenger RNA. It is a transcript of the gene Sdhaf3, whose product is annotated as succinate dehydrogenase assembly factor 3, mitochondrial. The coding region runs from base 269 to 667 and encodes 132 amino acids. Gene Ontology annotation, cellular component: mitochondrion; mitochondrial intermembrane space. Lineage: Eukaryota; Metazoa; Arthropoda; Insecta; Lepidoptera; Pyralidae. The record is from RefSeq and is a predicted model, not a curated record. Gene Ontology annotation, biological process: succinate metabolic process; mitochondrial respiratory chain complex II assembly. The transcript has 3 exons.
CUAUAAUUUUUUGUUCCAACUUUAAAUGGUAUCAAAGAGUACAAUUCAUUAAAUAUUAUAGUGCAGUUAAGAGCUUUGAUUUAAACGCGAGUAUAUUUUUAAAGAGUAUUUCAGCAAAUCUUUCAUAAUAUUAGGGCCAAUUGUAGUAAUUACAAUAUUGUUAAAAAAAAUUACGAAUAUGCCGAAAAGUAUAUAGUUACAUAAUUUUGAUUCUGAAUCUGUUAUUUAUAUAUAUUUUAUAAAUGUGUUUUGCACUUUUGUUAACAGGAUGUCGUCACCAGAACACCUGCUCAGAGUGCGAAAAUUAUACAAGUUGAUAUUCCGGGUACACCGUUCUCUACCUCCUGAACUAAGGGUUUUAGGUGAUAAUUAUGCCAGAGAUGAAUUCAAACGACAUAAGAAUUGUAACCCGGAAGAGGCUCGAAUAUUCCUAACUGAAUGGACUGAUUACGCAAUAAAUCUGGCCAAGCAAAUGAAACCUCUACAACAAGUAAAGCUGAAGACCGUGGGGAAGUACCUGGACCCUCAAGUGUUGGAUUUUAUGACUGAUGAGCAACUUGUACAGUUAUAUGAACUUCACAAAGCUGCCUCUGAUGCCAACGAGGAGCCUAGUCAGCCAUCGAAUACUACAGAUGGAGAACAUAAAUUAGAUAGUGAAAAUAAGUAAUAAGUACUCUGAUUAUAGGACUGUAAAUAUUUUAUAAGAAAAAUAGUACUUUGGAUAUGAAUAUUCGGUUGAAUAUUAAAUGUUUCAUAUUACCAUUUUAGUAGUAGUUCAGAGGUACAAAUCCUUACAAAAUUUUUUAGUAAAGAGCACAAAAUUUAUGAGAUUUUCUAGUAAAGAGCAUUAUACGCCGCCUUGUGGAACCUCGGAAAAUGUAUUACACCAAGAUGUGUCAUCUAUUCGAAUCUUUUAGCGACGCUCAUAAAAAUAUUUGGGAAACCAUUUAACCACAGAUGUAUAUAUGUUAUAUAGAGCGUAGAAUAUGCAAAAAUCUACGGUAUUGGAGACAUUACUGAAGUCAAGAAGGGCGACAUAAAGGGCGGACAGAGCCACAUUUCUCCAGAAAAAAUGUAGAUUAUAGCAUUUUACUUUGUGAUGAUAAGUAAUUAUAAUUUUAAGCACAUUUUAUAGGAAUAAUUUAUUAUGUAAAUAUAUAUAUGUUUAGAAUUAUUCAUAAAUAUGUGUGAUAUUGCUGCUAUUA